Plectropomus leopardus (leopard coralgrouper) is the source of this 942-nucleotide messenger RNA. Its product is annotated as olfactory receptor 6E1-like. Lineage: Eukaryota; Metazoa; Chordata; Actinopteri; Perciformes; Serranidae. Gene Ontology annotation, molecular function: odorant binding; olfactory receptor activity; G protein-coupled receptor activity. Gene Ontology annotation, cellular component: membrane. Gene Ontology annotation, biological process: detection of chemical stimulus involved in sensory perception of smell; G protein-coupled receptor signaling pathway. The record is from RefSeq and is a predicted model, not a curated record.
AUGAUAAAUGCAACCAUAUUAAGUGCAUUUACCUUAUCAGGAUUAAAUGACACAACGAUGAAGCACAGGGUCACUCUUUUCUCUCUCACCUUGAUGUGUUACAUUGUAAUUUUGUUUGUAAAUGGUGCUCUUAUUUUUAUUAUCAUAUUGGAAGAAAAACUUCAUGAACCCAUGUACAUCUUCCUAGGUAAUUUAUGUCUUAAUAGCCUUUAUGGGACAGCAGCCUUUUACCCCAAAUUCCUUUUUGAUUUAUUGUCAAACACUCAUGUCAUAUCUUAUACUGGUUGCCUGUUGCAGGUCUUUGUUAUAUACUCGUAUGCAGCAACUGAUUUUUCUGUUCUAGCCCUGAUGGCCUAUGAUCGGUAUGUGGCUAUAUGUCGACCACUGGAGUAUCACUCUGUUAUGACUAAACAUAGGGCAGUUGUGUUGGCGUUCUUCUCCAGACUUUUACCAUUGCUCUGUCAGACUAUUCUGAUGAUAAUGACCUCCAAAAUGGAAUUAUGUGGAUCCCACAUAGAAAAACUUUAUUGUGAAAACUGGUCAAUCCUAAAACUUUCCUGCAAUUCAAUUACAACAAAUAAUAUUGUUGGGUUUAUCAUCAUAUUUUUCUAUUUCGGGCAUGACCUUUUCAUUUUCUGCUCAUAUGUGCAGUUGGUAAAAUAUACCUUAAAGUCAAGAGAGGGCAGAAGGAAGUUCAUGAAAACAUGUGUGCCACAUUUAUUAUGUUUGCUUAACAUCAGUGUUGCUCUGCUUUUUGACCUCAUGUACACUAGAUAUGGAUCAAGCUCUAUAUCACCGAGUGUAAAGAACUUCAUGGCAAUACAGUUUCUCAUGAUUCCACCUGUCCUUAACCCGAUUAUUUAUGGACUUAUACUGACUCAAGUUCGCAACAGUUUUUUUAGUUUGUGUAAAGUCAACAAACAAGUCAAAGCAUUAGGGUGA